This is a messenger RNA of Stomoxys calcitrans (stable fly), 7564 nucleotides long. RefSeq lists its product as uncharacterized. Bases 1817 to 6979 code for a protein of 1720 amino acids. Gene Ontology annotation, molecular function: metalloendopeptidase activity. NCBI's taxonomy places the organism in Eukaryota, Metazoa, Arthropoda, Insecta, Diptera, Muscidae. The record is from RefSeq and is a predicted model, not a curated record. Gene Ontology annotation, biological process: membrane protein ectodomain proteolysis; Notch signaling pathway. Gene Ontology annotation, cellular component: plasma membrane. The transcript has 12 exons.
CAUGCACACAAACUAUGCAUAUGCUCCAACGAAACCAGUUUCAACGUCGAAGAAUCAAAAACAGUCGAUGUUUGUAUUUGUAACGGUGCGGUUGUCGGUAGUCAAAAGCGAAACACGGCGGGCGAUUUUAACGCGAAAACGGAAAAAACGCAAAAUGCGGCGGAAGUCGUGAUGAGCAAAAAGAUAUGAAAUAAAUCUAGAAAUUAGAAAUAGAAGCAAAAUCGAAAAUUUUAAUAAUAUAAAAUAAAAGAAAAUUUAAUCAAAUAAAGUCUACGAAUAGAAAAUAAGCAAAAUAUUAAGAAAAUUCAGAGAAAAAAAUAUAGUAGCAAAUUUUUGUAUUAUUAUUAAGUGUUGCAAAGUGGCCAAGUAGUGCUUUGAGCUGUUGUGUGCAAGUGUAGUUGUGUCUCUGAUAAAAAAAUUAAUAUAAUAUGGGCAAAUGUAAAGAAGAAAAAGAAGAAGCAUAAGCAGCACUGCUGUUUGUGGUGUAUGUGUAACAAACGGCACACAGUAAAUUGUAAAAAAAGCGUAUGCCUCCACAAGAGUACGUGUGAGAGUGUGUGUGUGUGUCUGUGUAUUUGUACGUGCGGUGUUAGUCGCCCAUGAAUGGAUGUUGUGUGAGCGACCAGUGCUUGUGUAUGAUUUGAGCAGUUGGUUAAAACAGGUUUACAGCCGCUGCUAUACGAGAAGAAGAAGAAGAAUCAGCAGCCCCACAAUCAUCCACAGCAGCAGCAAUGCCAGAGAAUGAGUAGAAGUUAUUGCUAGUAAUAACAAAAAAAACACAACAAUCGCAACAGCAAUAACAACAACAACAAUAAUAGCAACACCAACAGUCAGUCAGUCAGUUGUUGUUGUUGUUGGCGUCGUCAUCGUCAUUUAUGGCAAUCAACCAAGACGAGAAUCCAGCACAGAAAGAAGAAUGGGGAAAAAGAUAGCCCCAGCAUGCUAAUCAAUUUUUCACACUUUGCCAAUCAAUCAAAAUAAAGCCCUAGAAAAAAAUUCAAACGAGAAAAAAAAUAUCAAAAAUCCCAGGUGAAAAAAAAAUUUUUUCAAAUCUCAAAACAGGGUGUAAACCCUGAUAAGAAAUUUUAAGAAAAAUUGCUGCCAAAACAAAGAAAAGAAAAAAUUAAAGCUUUUAUACAAAGUAUAAAUCAUUUGUGCAAAUCAAAAAUAGAAAGCAAUGCAAAUCGAAACGAGCGGGAAAAUUUUCCUUAAAUAAUCCAACGGAUAGAAAAACAAAUCAUAACGAGGAUGAUGUGAAAGAUGAUGAUGACGUCGCGUCCAUCCAUCAAUGUUCAACAUCGAUGAAUUUCUAAAAUUUGUGAAAUGUCAAUACUCAGAACAAAGAUAGAAGAGAAAAGUGUGAAAACUCCUAGAAGCAGCAUUCUCAGUGGAGAAGUGGUGGCCGCGACACCAUCACCACCACCACCACUACAGCUACCACUCAAUCAAACAUCAACAUCGGCCAACACAAACUAGUUUUAGUGCAGAAACGAGUUAGAAGAGAAUUGUGGAAGUCAACAAGAUCUUGUAUUCCACUUCUUCUACUUCUGUGGCAGACAGAGGUGUCCGUCCCCCCCAAAAGUCAGCAACAAACAACCUACAAACUCGUGCUCGUGUGGCUUGAAAAGUAUAGGAACUCUCCUAGAUUUUCCUUAGACUCCCUCCGAAAAACAGCCAAUUUGGAAACGAUCAUAGUCACCGCCAUCUGGAAACAAGCAUAGAAACUACAACAGCAGUACCGACACCGACACCGGCAUCAACAUCAACAUCAACAUCGGCUUCGGUUCCAUCCAAUCAGCUUCACAUAAUUGCCAAUAUGAAUUGGAUUAUUGUGGCCAUAGUGCUGCUGUUGGCCCACAAACAGUAUUUGGCCAGUCCAACACCACUCAAGUUGCCCGGCCAUACCCAAAACUUAUCGCCUUUCAUUCGACACUGGGAGGCGGCGCAUUAUGAUCGUUCACAACUGCAUGACGCCCACCAAAAACAUUUGGAACAGAAACGACAUCGCCGAAAAAGAGACUUAAACGCCGGUGAAUAUGGUCCGGCGCAUACAAUAAGACUGAAUUUCUCUGCCCAUGACAGAGAUUUUCGUUUAGUGCUGCGCCAGGAUCCUCUAUCUGUCUUCGCCAGUGAUGUCCACAUAGAGAGUACCGAUGGUCCCAUGGACUAUGACAUAUCAAGGAUAUACACAGGAUCCUUAGAGGAUGAUGAAAACUCCCACAUACACGCCAUUCUAACGCAUGACAACCUUAUCGAUGGCACCAUCGAAACACCCACUGAACACUAUUAUAUAGAACCCUCACACCGAUAUUCAUCGGAUCUCAAUGGGACCGGUGUGCAUAGUAUCAUCUAUAAGUUAAGUGAUGUCGAGGAGCCAAGCAAAUCCUCCAAGGCCGAACACUGUGCCAGUGAACGCUUAAGGCGCAGCAUGUUAAUGGAUGACAUAAAACGAAGAAAGAUCAGCGGAGACGAUGAGGUUUUAGGAGGUACCAGCGCCAAUAGCGGUGGUGAGGACGAUAUAAGUGAUUACAAAUCACCAGCAAAAGAACGCAUUAAAAGAUGGCUGCCAGAAGAGCUGGCUUCAUCUGGCGAUGGCCAUAAGAACGACCCACCGUUGCCUUUGGAUUUAGAUGUUCCCUACAAUGAUGAUUACAGCAUUUUCCACAAUGCGGAUAGUAAUCCCGAAUCCACUUCGACCGCUACAUUAGCGACUACAAAAAAUAAAGAAGAUUUGCGUAAAACGCAGCAAGCAUCUGUGAUAACGUGGCGUAAUGCUGGUCAGCAGCAACCUCCGGGGGGAGAUGCAACCACACCACCAUCCUCAGCAUCAUCAUCAUCGUCGUCCUCCUCAUCGACAAAGUAUAACCGCAAUCGCAAUAUUAUCGUUAGCAAUUAUACUCCUAACAGUAAUAACAACAACAACAAUAAUAAUAAUAACUUCAAUAACAACAACAAUGGGGACAAUUCAUAUAGCAGCAACAACAACAAUGGCAGGAAAACCUAUACCAAACACAAAAACAUCAUUGUCAGCACCUACAACAAUCGUUCAUCCUUCGAUGAUUUCAGUGAUAGCAAUGGAAAUUUCUUUAACAACAAUUGGACCACCAUCUUCAUGGGCAACGAUCGACCCAUACACAAGACCCAUGUGGAGAUUAUUACAAAAAACGGUGCCACCAAAAAACCCAACAUCAUUGUCAACAACUAUAAUCCGGAAAUAAUGAUGGCCCCCAAUCCACACAAUCCCAAUUUCAAUAGCAUGCUCAUGACCAGUUUGAUGAGUAAUCGCGGUGGAGAUUUCACUCAAGGGGACAACAUGAACUCGGUUAAAUCUCUGUACGAUCGCAAGAUCACUUGCAUGCUGUAUCUGCAGGCCGAUCAUACGUUUUUUCAAAAGAUGGGCUCAGAUGAGGCCAGCAUUGAGGCCAUUACCAGGCAUGUGCAGAGAGCCAAUUCGAUAUACAAGAAUACAGAUUUUAACAAUGAUGGAAAACCGGACAAUAUCACUUUUAUGAUAAAACGCAUUAAAGUCCAUAACAAUAAUGCGGUCAAGGAUCCCUCGUAUCGCUUUCCUGGAAAUUAUGGUGUGGAGAAAUUUUUGGAAUUAUUUUCGGAGGAGGAUUAUGAUGCUUUCUGUUUGGCUUACAUGUUCACCUAUCGGGACUUUGAAAUGGGCACACUGGGUCUGGCCUGGACAGGAGAUUUGAAAAAUGCUGGUGGAGUUUGUGAAAAAAAUGGGCACUAUCGUGGUUCGUUGAAAUCUCUAAACACUGGAAUUGUUACGCUUUUAAAUUAUGGUAAACACGUGCCACCAGCAGUAUCACAUGUUACCUUGGCCCAUGAAAUUGGACAUAAUUUUGGAUCACCGCACGAUCCCGAACAAUGCACUCCCGGUGGAGAAGAUGGCAAUUUCAUUAUGUUUGCCCGCGCCACCUCGGGAGACAAGAAGAACAAUAACAAAUUCUCUCCCUGCUCAUUGAAAUCCAUAGAACCAGUUCUCAAUGCCAAGGCACGCAGCACCAAGGGUUGUUUCACCGAACCCCAAUCAUCGAUAUGCGGCAAUGGUGUGGUCGAACCAGGAGAACAAUGUGAUUGUGGUUGGGAAGAGGACUGUAAGGACUCAUGCUGUUUCCCCAUGUCAAGGCACCCGCGCAACGAUGAGAAGCCCUGUACCCUUACCCCCAAGGCCAUGUGUAGUCCUUCGCAGGGACCCUGCUGCACCGGAGAUUGUAAAUUGAAAUAUGGUGACAAGUGUCGUGAUGACAAUGGCUGCCGUGAUCCCAGUUUUUGUGAUGGCCACAUGCCCCAGUGCCCGCCCUCUGUCAAUAAGCCCAAUAAGACGAUAUGCAACAAGGAGUUUGUCUGCUACAUGGGUGAGUGUACCGGCAGCAUAUGCUUGGCCUAUGGUCUGGAAUCUUGCCAAUGUAUACCGGGUCCCAAGGAUGACAAGAUUAAAUCAUGUGAACUAUGCUGCAAGCUACCCGGUGAAGAUAAUCCCUGUCGCAGUUCAUUCGAAUGGAAUGAGCCGCCCUUCGAUGUGCCCGAUAUGUAUGCCAAACCAGGAACACCCUGUAAUGAUUACAAUGGUUACUGUGAUGUCUUCCAGAAAUGUCGUGAAGUUGAUCCCUCGGGUCCAUUGGCCACAUUGAGAAAAUUGCUGCUGUCCGAGGAAAGUAUUGCAACCUUCAAAAAAUGGAUGCAACACAACUGGUAUACAGUGGCUCUAGCUGUGCUUGGAGUUUUUGUGCUAUUGAUAUUGAGCACCAAGCUGCUGACGAAGCGGUCCAAUCUAAAACUGAAGUCGGUAACCAUAAUCCACAGCGCUACCACCGAAACCGUUCGUUUACCCGACGACAACAACGGCGUAAUCGUUCAUACGGCCGUUCGUACAAAGGUUCCCUUCAAAAAGAAAGUCAGAGGCGAACGAACAGCAGCCAAUGGUAGUGGCAAGAAUGCCAAUAAAUCUGGAACGGCUGCCACAGCAGCAGGUGGCAUAUCCAAAUCCAGUAAGACCGCAAACAACAAAUCCUCCUCCCAUACCCAUGGCCGUAUCACAAAGGUGGCUGCAGCAGCAGCGGCGACCUCUUCAUCAGCUGCGGCAGCAGCAGCAGCAGCCACCACUUCCUCUGGUCCCGAUGUCAAGAAACCUCCCAGGGGCAAAAAGAAUCGUGUCAAUCAAAGCAAAACCGCUCAAACGGUCAUCAAUGCUGUGGUCAAUGCAGAAAAGGCAGCCAAUGCUGAGAACCUCAAGAAAUCCAAGAAGAAGAAACACAGCAAGGAGAUAAUCGAUUACUCAUCACGUAACGCAGCUGGCCUAGGCUCUGCCAACAAUCACACCAAUACCUUUGGCAAAGUACAAAAAUGGCUGCUGGAAUCGCCGAUUGUAGCGCAACCCUUAUCGCACAUUGAGCACUCCUCCAAGGUGAAGAGUGUCAUGAGUAAAUCGCAAAGUACUCCCGAACGUUUGGUACAGAAGACUCCCACCAAGAGCAAGAGUAUGGGCAAUCUGUCCAAUGAAAAAGUCAAACUGCAGGUGGUCUAUAAGCCGCCCUUCAAAUUUGCCCUGCGUCUUUCGAAGAACACCAAAGUGAAGACGCAUGUCAUAGGCAAUCCAGCCAAUACCAAGUUUAAGCGGCACUCCCGCUCGGACAAUAAACGAGCCAGCGGUUCCCAUCAGGUGGAUGGAGGCAGUGGAGCCAGCCGCUCUUUGGGAGAGAAAACCAAGCGAGCCGCUUUAUUGUUGCGCUCCAGCAACGAUGAGGAUAAUCAAAUUCUAACACUGAAUGAACCCAACUAUGAGACCCUCAAUCCCAAGACAGCCCCUUCGCGCAUGGAAAAUCCCUUCUACGAAAACCUCAAAUUCAUGCAAAGCAAUGAAAGCAAACGUCUGAGUGAUCCCGCGGUCAGUGGAUCGGGCGAGAGGCCUCUUAGCAAUAGCGCCUCCUCCAGCGGGGUCAAACGUUCGUCGAGCAAAUCAAAUCUGGAAGUUCUUAACCCCGCACAAGCUUCCACAUCGAAUGGCCACAAUCAACAACAUUUCCAGAGAUCCUCUAGUUCUAGUAAUCCCUUCGCUGUGGACAACCAACGCUCAUCGCGCAAACUCAGCGACAGCAAUGCCGACAAUCUGAGUCGCAACUUUGGCAGCACUCAGAAUUUAAUCAACAACAGUCAGAGUAAUUUGAGUAAGACCAAGAAGCGCAGCAGUCUCAACCUUAAGUCAAGUAUGGCCAAGAAUGGCAAAGAUCCGCCGGGAGGCCUACAUCCGGCCAAGCGCAGCAAUUCCAAUAUGAAUCUGAGAAGGGAUUCUAUGGACAAUGCCAAGCUGGGUCAGUCAAAUGGCAAAUCAAGUGCGGAACGAGGGGGCCCACCACAUAGUGGUGGUGGUGGUGGCGGUGGAGGAGGUCCAGUGCCACUGCGGCGCAGCAUUAGUUCCACACCGCAUGCCAAUCAAAUGCCAGGCAAUGCCCUGGCCAAAUCCUCUUCCUCCUCCUCAACGCCAGCAGCAGCAGCAACAGGAGCGGGCGUAGCAACGCCAUCGCAACUGCCAUCGUAUAAUGCUCAACGUUCGUCGAGAGCUAGUUUUAGUAACAUACCCAGAGCUAGUCUUAGUUUGCUUAAUCAAGCGGCUGCUGCAGCAGCCACAACAUCUGCCGGCCCCUCGUCGGCAGCAUCGAGUGGGCCCUCCAGCGGCGGCAGCAAUUUUAACUUUAAUCCAGCCAUAACAUCUGCCGAACCUAGGCGCAGUCGCACCAGCUUGCCAGCACCACCACCGAUUGUCAUUAAUGCCCAUGCAGCAUUGGCAGUACAUCAGCGUUCCAAUUCUGUACGACAACAUACCCACAAUUAUCAUCCACCACCACCACUGCCUGCCAACUCCAUGUCCUCAACAACGAGCAAUCACAAUUCCAAAUCGAAUAAUGCCACAGAAUUGACUUCGGACUUGGAGGUGAUGGUCUCAGACAUAGAGAAUUUGGUUAGUUAGUCGAAGAUGUGCCGAGUCCGUCAAAAGGUCAAAUCUUUGGUGGAUCGUCUGAAUCCAUGAAUCUGCUAGGCAUUGCAACGAGCUUUGGGGACAUUUUGUCGGACGCAAGACUACUGCAACUACUACCACUACCACUACAACUACCUACACCAACCGCCCUGUCCCCCCUCUCCAAAGGGGGGCAUUAGGAUUUCCACAUACGGUCUAAAUGCCAACCAUACAAUUCUACAAAUGCCGCCUCACUGCCCCGUUCCAGUUUUGUUUUUUAGAACAUCAUUUUUUUUUCUUGUCUUGAUUACAAAAACCCCACAGCCGCGAGGGGAACAAAAACGCAAGACGCCUGUAUGUAAGGCGCCAACGUUUAACACCCAUAACAAAUGGUAUUAAAUAAUGAUAUUAACAAAACCAACAAAGGAAGCAAAAUAAACAAACCAUACACUAAACCACUUGCAGUUAGAAGAUAUCUUAGCAUUCAUUAAUGCUGUAUAUUUUGGUAAUAAAAGAAGACUUUUACCCAAUAUCCUCUUCCCAACAAAAAUUUCUUCUAUUUAUAAUUUCGAAAUUUUUUUAAAAUUAUGCCGAGAA